AUGGGGUUCAUAUAUCCCUUGAUAGCCCUGGCAGGGUGUAUAAUCUUACUAAUAAUCAGGAUUUAUCAAGUCAUCCCAUCUCCAUCUUCAAAAUCACCAAAACGAAAUCCGUCUUCGAAAUGUUCAACAGCCAUCUUCCUAGGAUCAGGUGGUCAUACGAGUGAAAUGAAAUCAUUACUCUCGACUCUCCCAUUCGAUCGAUAUUCACCUCGUAAAUAUAUUUAUUGUCAUAACGAUGAGAUCUCCCUUCGGGCUAUAAGCGAGUUGGAAAGUAAGAAAGGAGAUACGAAGGACCAAGAUUCAUACACCCUCUUACCUCUUCCUAGAGCACGUAAAGUCUCUGAACCUCUCUUAUCAACUCUCAUAUCAGCUAGUAAAACACUCAUCGUAUCAUUAUGGCAUAUAUUCCUCCUACCGCUGUUGAUUGAUCCGAGGGAACCUUAUGCAGAAGUAUUGUUGAUAAAUGGUCCAGGGACCUGUGUGGUGUUGGUUUUGGUGUCUUACAUACGGCGGAUCCUCGGCCUGAAAUACACUAAAAUCAUCUAUAUCGAAUCCUUCGCUCGGGUCAGAUCAUUAUCCCUAAGUGGGAAGUUGGUCAGACCAUUCGUGGAUAAGUUCUUGGUCCAGUGGCCUGAAGCUGGCGGACAAGGUGGGAGAGCGGAAUGCAAAGGGUGGUUGGUGUAG
Kwoniella botswanensis is the source of this 684-nucleotide messenger RNA. RefSeq lists its product as uncharacterized. NCBI's taxonomy places the organism in Eukaryota, Fungi, Basidiomycota, Tremellomycetes, Tremellales, Cryptococcaceae. Gene Ontology annotation, biological process: dolichol-linked oligosaccharide biosynthetic process. Gene Ontology annotation, cellular component: UDP-N-acetylglucosamine transferase complex. Gene Ontology annotation, molecular function: N-acetylglucosaminyldiphosphodolichol N-acetylglucosaminyltransferase activity. The transcript is spliced from 4 exons. The record is from RefSeq and is a predicted model, not a curated record. Bases 1 to 684 code for a protein of 227 amino acids.